This is a messenger RNA of Monodelphis domestica (gray short-tailed opossum), 5166 nucleotides long. RefSeq names its product centriolar coiled-coil protein 110 (gene CCP110). The record is from RefSeq and is a predicted model, not a curated record. Gene Ontology annotation, biological process: ciliary basal body organization; negative regulation of centriole elongation; centrosome duplication. NCBI's taxonomy places the organism in Eukaryota, Metazoa, Chordata, Mammalia, Didelphimorphia, Didelphidae. Gene Ontology annotation, cellular component: centriole.
AGGAGGAGGAGACGGCGGCGGAGCUGGCUGCGUUCUGCAGAGAUAGCCUGAUUCCUUUGUCUCCUCUUGAGGUUGUGGAAGAAGAAAGAGAGAUAGAAAGAGCCCGAAGAGGCACUGGGAGUUGCGGAAGUGAAGCCGCUUAAUUGUGUGAUAAUGGAGGAAUAUGAGAAGUUUUUUGAAAAAAGCCUUGCCAGAAUCCAGGAAGAGUCACUGCCUAAAGAAACUUUUCCAGCUGGUCAUCUUGAGAACAUUUCACUCAUUCGUUUCCAUGGAGUUGCUGUGCUUUCUCCAUUGCUCAGUGUUGAGAGAAGAAAAGAAAUGCAGCAAGAGAAGCAAAAAGCACUUGAUGUAGAAGCUCGCAAGCAGAUUAGCAGGAAGAAAGCCUUACUGAAUCGAGUUCAGAAGAUUCUGGAAAAUGUUCAGGUCAGAAAAGCACCAAAUAUAAGUGAUUUUGAUCAGUGGGAACCUGAGGCAGUUAACCUUAAUUCAGAAGUCAGAAACUUGGAUGUUCCCACUAUACUUCCAAAAGAGAAUUUGCCGAGUCUUACUGAACAUUCUGCCUCAACAAAGGUUGAAGAGACUAUUGAAAUUUUGCCUGCUGAUACCAUUGCCCAAGUAAAACUGAAUGGGACAGAUUCAGAUAAAGGAACAGGAGAGUGCAUGUCUGACAAACGAAGUGACAGCCCUAAUCCUAAGCUGAUGGGAAAAGAAACUUUUCCAGAGAAAUCUUCAGAUACCUCACAAGAGACUCUGAUUGCUGAUGAAAUCCCCAAAAGAGAAGGAAAAUUAGAGUCCUCCCGGGUUGAAGCAGCCACCUCAGAUCCAUAUAUAAUGAGCCUUCAGAAUCUUAUGAAAAAAUCAAAGGAAUAUAUAGAAAGAGAACAAAUUCGACGUAGCGUGAGAAAUAACUCAAAGAAGAGCAUCACUGAGAGCCACUCGGACAAAGAGAAUGAUGCUGUUAUGAUGAGUGACUCUGGAAAAGAAAACACAAACUGUUUAAGCAAAAGUUGUGGUUCAGUUUCACUUGAUAAGCCAAGCCUUAAUAAAUCAAACAUUCUUCUCCAAAGUGCUACCACCCAGAUGAGCAGCAUGAAUGCUUUAGCUUUAGCUAGCUUCUCCAAAGUGGAUCUACCAGUGGGAAUGGGUACGCCCACUCUUUUGGAUUCAGAAGAAGAUGAAGAUUUUAAAGUCACCUCCACUUUUGAUCCUGAAAGUAGCGUUGUCAAAAGUUUUACAGGUUCCUAUGCCAAGUUACCUAGUCCAGAGCCAAGUGUGAGUCCUAAAAUGCAUCGGAGACGACCUAAGUCUUCAUCAACAGGGCACAUAUUUAUAAAUAAUCCAGUAAAUGCCUAUGAAUUGAGUCCUAAAGAAAAGGGGAGGGCCAUGGAUUUAAUCAUACAAGAUAUCAACGAAAAGACAAAUAUACCUGAGUCUGUGCCAAAAUUUCCUAUUGAUUUAACUGAAGUUUGUUCUAGCAAAGUUCAAGUUCCUAUGGUCAGCAAAAAUGCUUCUGAAACUGGAGAUGAAGAAUCAGUCUUAGGUAAACCAAAUGAAAUGAAUCAACAUUCAGUCAACCAAUUUGAAAACAGAGUCAUUCAGGUAACUGGUACAGUGGAGGGUCAAAUAGCAUCUGAUGGGAGAGAGCCACACAAAAUAGACAAUAAUUAUACUAUAGUUACAGAAUUGCAUGAGCCAUAUGUAGCCAGUCAGUGCAUGGUAAGUCAAAAGUGUGGAAUAAGGAAUGCAAUCAAGCCAACUAGUGUAUUGGAAAAAAACUGUAAUUCACAAAUGGAACUGAAUAAAUCUUAUGAUGUACAAAAUCCAUCUCCACUCCUGAUGCAAACCCAGAAUAAAAGACAACAGAUGGAUACACCAAAUGGACCCUGUGGAAAUGAACAAUUUGUGGAAAACAGUUUUGAGAAGGUUAAGCGGAGACUUGAUUUGGAUGUUGAUGGCUUACAAAAAGAAAAUAGCCCUUAUGUCCUAACAAGUGGAACAGUUGAACAGGACAGACAAUGGAUACGGGAAAAAAGAUAUUCUAAGGGAUCUGUAAUUAUUAACAAGAAUGAGCUGUUAGAAAUGAGUUCCAGAGAAGGAGAAGAAAUGCUAAAAAAUAAAAUGUUGGCUUUUGAAGAAAUGAGGAAGAGACUUGAAGAACAGCAUGCUCAGCAGUUAUCAAUACUUAUAGCUGAGCAGGAGAAAGAGCAAGAGAAAUUACAAAAGGAAAUAGAAGAACAGGAGAGAAUACUAAAAGAGAAGAAGGAAACUACGGCAUUAACAGCUGACAUGAAUCGUAACAAUGCAGUGGAAUUAGAAUGGCGAAAAAUAAGUGACAGUGGCUUAUUAGAAACAAUGCUGUCACAAGUGGACACCCUCCAUAUUGCCAAUUCAAAUAAUUCUGCUUUUACAAAUUCUACCCUACAACAUAGCUUUGCUUCCACAAGUGAAGUACCAUUCUACCUCUGGGGAUCAUCAACUAGUGGUUUGCCCAAAAUCGCAGUAACAAAGCCUCUGGGAAGGGGCAAAACUAGAUGUUCUCAGGUUUUUAGUCUCGAAGUACAAGCAAAAUUUGACAAAAUAACUGCAGUGGCAAAAGGAUUUCUUACCCGUAGGCUUCUACAGACAGAAAAAGUGAAACAUCUUCGGCAAACAGUUAAAGUAAGGGCACUGGAUACAAUGGAGUUUAUAAGAAGUUUUCAGUCCGAAGCACCAUUAAAAAGAGGAUCCGUUUCAGCACAAGAUGCUUCUCUACAAGAAAGAGUAUUAGCUCAGCUUCGAGCUGCCUUAUUUGAUAUUCAUGACAUAUUCUUCAUAAUGGAUGCAACAGAAAGAAUGUCCAUUUUACAUCAUGAUCGAGAAGUGCGUAAAGAAAAAAUGCUUAGGCAAAUGGAUAAAAUGAAGAACCCACGAGCAUCUCUUUCAGCUGCAACACAGAAAUCUCUGGAUAGGAAGAAGUACAUGAAGGCUGCUGAAAUGGGAAUACCAAAUAAAAAAAUUCUUAUUAGACAAAAGCCUUCUGAAACAAGAGUACUUCAGCCAAGUCAAGGACAAAAUGCUCCUAUUCAUAGGCCACUCUGUAGACAAGGAACCCCUAAGACAUCAGUGAAGGGGGUUGAGCAAAGUAGAGAGAAGUCCUCAGACAACAGAAUGCCUAACAGAGUGCCUGUUUCAGGAGCAUAUGCAGGAAAAACCCAAAGAAAGCAGCCAAAUGUUGCGACAAUUUAAGAAGACAGCAUUCGCUAGGAUAAAACAAUGUUGAUUAUGCUCAUGUAUUUUUUUCUACCUAAAAAAGUGAAACAGAAGAUUGAGAAAUGUUCAGUGAUGUAAAGGAAUCCUACACUAAAUCCUUUUAUUUUUUUUUUUCAGUAAUAUUAGGUUUAGGUAGGGAAAGACUUAAUCCAGAAAAAGUACUUCAAAUAUGUGCUUUAAUUAUGUAACCCCAAUUUUGAUAUUUAUGUGUAUAGGCUUGCAAAAGAUGUAUGUUUUCCAGAUUUUAAGGAUAUUUGAACUGUUUUUGUGGAAAAAGAUUGAAAAGAUGUGGCAAAAUUUUUAUCAGUCCUUAAAAUACACACAUUUUAUGUAUAAGGAACUUAUCUGUACUGUAUUUGGUAAACAAAUUUCAUGAUACCUUGUCCUAGGGGGAAAUAAUGUAAAAGCAUAUUUUGUUGCUUUUUUUUUUAUUUUAAAAACAAUUUUCAUUGAAGUUGAGUCCCAAAUUGUAAAUUUUACAGUGGACUAACACAUACUUAAACAAAUUUUGGUUUAGGGAGCAUAAAUUGGAUGAAACUUAUAAUGAAACUUUGGAAUAUUGUUUUUUAGUCACAUAUGCCUAAUUGCUAUUCUUAUGGAUACCGUAUUCCAGUAACAAAUGUUAAAUUUCCUUAUAUAUUACUAAUACUUCUCAAAGCAUUUUCAUAGGAUUGUCACUUCGUUUUAUGGAAAGAGAAUUUUUUGAGAAGAUAGCACAAUCUUCUUGACUAUAUCAUAUUUAGGAAUGUACAAAAUCUACUGUAGUUUAGGGGAAAAAACCAUACAAGUUAUUGCAUGCAAUUAUAUUUUCUAUUUGGGCAGGAUUAUUUUUUUCCAGCCAUCUUGCUCCUUUAUGACAUUCUGCUUUUUCUAGGAUGCUUAAUUUUGGAGAGAAUGAAGGGCUAUAUCUAAUAAAUCCAAACUUUCAAAUAGGGGUUUAUUUUUAAAUGUAUGAAUUAAUGUGUGUUUCUGUGUAUAUACACACAUUAUUAUAUAUACACAAAUAACUGUGUGUUUGCAUAUACACAUACAAGUGAAAUUUAAAAUUUCAAACUAAAUAUCACUCAGAAUAGCAGGAGCCAAGAAAACAAUUUUUUUUAGAGAGAAUUUCUUUGAUUCUUCAUUAAGAUUUUCCAGAUUCUUAAGGAAAAGUCUGUGCUUCUCUCAGAUGUAAAUGUGGACAUUUAAUCUUUCAGAUUAGAAUUAGAAAGAUGUUAUGUUGUGUUGUGUUUUAGAGAGAAUACUGGUAGUUUUGUAAAGCAGUCUACUUAAGUGAAAUCUGGUUUUCUCCAAUUUUCGGCUCCAUUUAAAAAUCACUUUUUGCCUCCAACAGCAGACAAAAAACAAUUUCUCUGGGAAUAAACUUGAUUAUCAUUCUUGGGAUUUUUACAUAAUUUAUUGCCUAAGUGAACCAGAAAAUUACAGGAGAGCCAGCAUAAUGCCCUAGUCAGAUUUCUUAUUAAUAAGUGAAACAUAUCAAAUUGUUUACUAUUUAAAUGUGAUAAGCCUUGUUUUAUAAAAAUCAAAACCUCAGGAUAUUUGCUUACUUAUCAUCGUAGGUCUCUCCAUGGUAAAUAUGAAUUCAUUGUUUCAUGUGCAGCAAGAUAAGCAAUAUGUUUUAGAGAAAUUUAAGUAGUCUUAGAAUAAAGCUGAACACCUUAAUUAUCUUUUAAUUUUAACGUUUGUGUGUUACAUUAUUAUCUAUGAAUUUUAAUUUCCAUGGAUCUUCUCUUAAAAUGUGCCAGAUACUUUUUUUGUGCUUUUGAUGGAUUUUUAUUUAUGUAUACUGUUUUUUAUUCAGUUUUUUAUUUUGAGUGGAAUGCCUAUUGAUUUAAAUUAUAUUUAUUUUUGUACUUGCAGUAAUAUUCACUAGCUUUGCUUCUAGGCAAGCAGCAAAAUAAACUUUUCAUCCUUAAA